Molecule: messenger RNA, 1179 nt
Organism: Colletotrichum destructivum
Lineage: Eukaryota; Fungi; Ascomycota; Sordariomycetes; Glomerellales; Glomerellaceae
Exons: 3
Coding region: 281-877 (198 amino acids)
Biological process (GO): autophagy; autophagosome assembly
Cellular component (GO): phagophore assembly site
Source: RefSeq, a predicted model, not a curated record
CCUCCCCCCGGGACCCAGCUCGGGGCCAACCCCCAUCCCCCUCCGUCCCCUCCUCUCUCAUGUGCCCGCCCCUUCCCCCCUUAUCGGUGCGGCGCAUCUGUGCCGGGCUGAACGUUGCCCCUCAGCAUCCGACACUUGCUCCCUUAUCACUAUCAGAGGAGGCUUACUUGCGUUACGGCUAUCACUCCCACGUCUUGCGCCAGCCGCAUCUAUCUACAGACCAACACUGUAGAAUCACCGAUAUUCUCAUACGACAGAUAACAUUGUUUCCCCAGGCACGAUGCAGCAACAAACACCUCCCGAAUUUAUUCUAGACGCCUUCGCCGAUCCGGCCUCCGUACGGGAUGUCGUCAAAGGAAUUCUUCACACAAUCUUCUUCCAUCGCUUCUUUCCCGCCGUUAUUCCCUACACCCGCGAGGUCCUCGAUCUGACCCUGCCCUAUGUCGACGACGUCGAGCUCGAGACCAUGAUAGAACAGCGCGCCACCGCCCUCGUGCGCCAGCUUGACGCUGAGCGCUCUUCGUCCUCGACCUCGACAGGCUCCGGCGGCGGCGGAGGGCGCGGGCAGCUUAACGUCCAGUUCUUCGAGAAGAAGCGCCGCAAGGCCUGGCUCAUGCGCGGCGAUGAGGAGGUCUGUUGGGAAUGCUGGACAGUCAAGGUGACUGUCGCCGAGCCUAGGACCGAGACAGAACGCGCAAAAGUCCGGAAGGCCAUGGAACAAACACUCAUGACGACCGUCAUGAAGGUCAUCACUUUCGUCAACGCCCACAAGGACCACAUCCCUCCGAUAACGACGCAGGGGUCGAAUCCUUUCCCCUACCAAAUCAACAUCAACCAGAAGGAGUCUGGAUGGGCCACGAGGAUGGGCAUAUACUGACAGAAAGCAUGAUGCUGGCCCGCCCGGUCUUUGAGAGAUCCGACGGUUAUGAUGUCGGCAGUGACUCUCGAGGAGGCAGUGAUUAUCAAACGCAGUUUUCUUCUACUCGUGACAACACACAAAGCAAAGCAAAACAAAACAAAACAAAACAAAACACACAUACGAUUGGGCAAAGAUAUGUGUAGUAAAGGGCAAAACAUUUUGGCGUUUUUCUGGACAAGGCGACAGAUUCAUACGAAGGCAUAGAUGACUUUAGGUAUUGAGGAUUUAGAGAGCAUGUCAAUAUGAUACCCGUUUCCAAC